This is a messenger RNA of Auanema sp. JU1783, 1293 nucleotides long. NCBI's taxonomy places the organism in Eukaryota, Metazoa, Nematoda, Chromadorea, Rhabditida, Rhabditidae. The record is from the annotation of a GenBank genome assembly.
AUGUUCAUACUUACCUUCUAUGCCCUGACUGCUGUAUGCGGAGUUCUAUUUCUAUACACAAGGAGUAAAGUUGAAAACAAUGAUGAUUCCUUCUUCAAAGGCUUUCAACGUACAUAUAUUGUGGUAUAUUUGAUGGCUGUUGCCGGCGACUGGCUCCAAGGUCCUCAUGUAUAUGCUCUCUACGAUUCUUAUGGAAUGUCAAAGCACCAAAUUGAAAUACUAUUCAUCGCAGGCUUUGGAUCCAGUUUAGUCUUUGGAACAAUAGUUGGAUCUUUUGCUGAUAAAUUUGGUCGAAGAAACAACUGUAUCAUCUAUGGCCUUUUAUACGGAGCAUCAUGUAUCACAAAGCAUUUCGCUUCUAUUGAGAUCUUGAUGAUUGGAAGAUUCUUGGGUGGCAUGGCCACAAGCAUUCUUUAUUCAGCUUUCGAAUCCUGGCUUGUUUGCGAGCAUAACAAGAGAGGGUUUUCCGAUUCCCAAUUAGGAAUUGUUUUUUCUCAUGCGGCACUUGGUAAUUCUUUAGUAGCUAUUGUCUCUGGUGUCAUAGCUCAAUUCGUCGCUGACCAAUUUGGAUUUGUAGCUCCUUUCGAUGUUGCUUUAGCAGUUCUUGGACUCAUGUGUGUUGUUCUUAUGAACACUUGGCCUGAAAACUAUGGAAAUGAAAAUGCUGCUGUGCAAGAAUCUUUUUCUAAAGCUAUUGCAACUAUUCGAUAUGAUGUAAAAAUUCUUUGUUUGGGUCUUGUCCAAUCUCUUUUCGAAGGUUCAAUGUACGUUUUUGUACUUGAAUGGACACCAGCUUUAACUCAGGCCGUGAAAUAUGAAGGAAUAUAUGACAAUAUUCCUCAUGGAUAUAUUUUCGCUGCUUUCAUGGUGGCCACCAUGAUGGGCUCUUCCAUUUUCAAGGUUAUCUCCAAAUCUUCACCACCUGAAGAUUUCAUGAGAUAUGUUUUAUUAUUAAGUGCUUUCUGUCUAUCCGUGCCAAUCAUGGCACCAGAUAACAGUACUCUCAUCUUCUUGUCUUUCAUACUGUUCGAGGUUUGCGUUGGUAUUUUCUGGCCUGCAAUGGGAUGCCUGCGAGGAGCUUAUAUCUCUGAGGAUACACGAUCUACUACUAUUAAUCUAUUCAGAAUUCCAUUGAACAUUAUCGUUGUUUUCAUUUUACUACAGAACUUCUCUAUGAUUGCAAUUUUCAAGUUCUGCGUUCUUUUCUUGUUCUUGGCUGCAACGGCUCAGCAAUGCCUUUUCAGUUGCACUGUGGAUAACAUACCAAAGAAAGUCAUUUCUGAGAUUUUUUAA